Messenger RNA from Ochotona curzoniae (black-lipped pika), 2862 nucleotides. It is a transcript of the gene MAN1B1, whose product is annotated as mannosidase alpha class 1B member 1. Gene Ontology annotation, molecular function: mannosyl-oligosaccharide 1,2-alpha-mannosidase activity; calcium ion binding. Lineage: Eukaryota; Metazoa; Chordata; Mammalia; Lagomorpha; Ochotonidae. The coding region runs from base 79 to 1965 and encodes 628 amino acids. The record is from RefSeq and is a predicted model, not a curated record. Gene Ontology annotation, biological process: carbohydrate metabolic process; N-glycan processing. The transcript has 14 exons. Gene Ontology annotation, cellular component: membrane; endoplasmic reticulum.
GCGCCGGGUUCCGGCCGGAGCUCCGAGUCGGGCGUCCUGACGCGGCCGGCCCGCGGGCUUCCCCCGGCCGCGGCCGCCAUGUACCCGCCGCCGCCGCCCGCGCCGCCCCGCGACUUCAUCUCGGUGACGCUGAGCCUCGGCGACCGCUACGACAACAGCAAGGGCUGGCGGCGACGCUCGUGCUGGCGGAAAUGGAAGCAGCUGUCGCGGCUGCAGCGCAACCUGGCCCUGUUCCUCGCGGCGAUCCUGGUGGUCUUCGGCCUCCUGGCGUACCUGAACUUGGCCGAGCAGUGGCGAGCCUUGCAGGCGGCCGAGCAGCUGAGACCAGCCCACGCGCCUGUGCUCCCGCCCCCCCAGAAGGCCAACGCGGACCUGCCCUCACCCCAGAGGCCCCACCGGGACCCACAUUACCUGCAGAUCGGAGCCCCCCAAGGCGGUCAGGAGCGGGAAGGGGCCCUGGUCAGCGCGGACGUGCCCAGGACGGUCAUCAGCUGGCGGGGCGCAGUCAUUGAACCUGAGCAGGGCACGGAGCUCCCCUCGAGGGCGGCAGGGGCUCCCAGCAAGCCCCCCGCGCCGCGGCCCGUGGUCCAGGACACAGCACCCAGCGAGCGCCAGAAGGGCGUCAUCGCCGCCUUCCUGCACGCCUGGAAGGGUUACCGCCGCUUCGCCUGGGGCCGCGAUGAGCUCAAGCCGGUGUCCAGGUCCUUCAGCGAGUGGUUCGGCCUCGGUCUCACCCUCAUCGACGCCCUCGACACCAUGUGGAUCUUGGGUCUCAAGUCAGAGUUCCAGGAGGCCCGGAACUGGGUGGCAGAGAAGUUGACCUUUGACAAGGACGUGGAAGUGAACCUGUUUGAGAGCACGAUCCGCAUCCUCGGGGGGCUCCUGAGCGCCUACCAUCUGUCGGGGGACCGCAUCUUCCUGAGCAAAGCGGAGGACUUCGGACGGCGCCUGCUGCCCGCCUUCAGGACGCCCUCCAAGAUCCCCUACUCGGACGUGAACAUUGGCACUGGGAUGGCCCGCCCCCCCCGCUGGACGUCCGACAGCACGGUGGCCGAGGUGACCAGCAUCCAGCUCGAGUUCCGGGAGCUCUCACGUCUCACAGGAGUGCAGACAUUCCGGGAGGCGGCUGAAGCGGUGAGCAGGCACAUCCACUCGCUGGCAGGGAAGAAGGACGGCCUGGUGCCCAUGUUCAUCAGCACGCACAGCGGCCUCUUCACUCACCCUAACGUGUUCACGCUGGGCGCCCGGGCUGACAGCUACUACGAGUACCUGCUCAAGCAGUGGAUCCAGGGCGGGAAGAAGGAGACACGGUUGCUGGAGGACUACCUGACGGCCAUCCAGGGCGUGAAGAAACACUUGCUACGGCGCUCCGAGCCCAGCAAGCUCACCUUCGUGGGGGAGCUGGCCCAUGGCCACUUCAGCGCCAAGAUGGACCACCUGGUGUGCUUCCUGCCAGGGACGCUGGCCCUGGGCGUCCACCACGGCCUGCCGGCCGAGCACAUGGAGCUGGCCCUGCUGCUCAUGGAGACGUGCUAUGAGAUGAACCGGCAGAUGCAGACCGGGCUGAGCCCCGAGAUCGCACACUUCAACCUGUACCCCAAGGCGGGCUACCAGGACGUGCAGGUCAAGCCAUCAGACAGGCACAACCUGCUGAGGCCGGAAACCGUGGAGAGCCUGUUUUACCUGUACCGCGUCACACGUGACCGCAAGUACCAGGACUGGGGCUGGGAGAUCCUACAGAGCUUCAACAAGCACACGCGGGUCCCCUCGGGUGGCUAUUCGUCCAUCAACAAUGUGCAGGACGCACAGCGGCCACAGCCCCGGGACAAGAUGGAGAGUUUCUUCCUGGGCGAGACACUGAAAUACCUGUACCUGCUCUUCUCAGAGGACGCUGGCCUGCUUAGCCUUGACACCCACGUGUUCAAUACCGAGGCCCACCCUCUGCCCAUCUGGUCCUCUGCCUAGGUGCACUGGUCGGGCCGCUCACCAUCGCCAUGCUGUGGGUCGCCCAGGGCCUGCCCAUGUCCUGAGCCAUGCUGUGGGUUGCCCAGGGCCUGCCCAUUUCCGGGGCCAUCCCACGUCCUGGGCCAUGCUGUGGGUCGCCCAGGACCUGCCCACGUCCUGGACCAUGCUGUGGGUCACCCAGAGCUUGCCUGUACCCUGGGACUCCGCCUUGGCUCCUCCCACUCUCAUCAGACUCAGGUACCUCCUGCUGCCUUUUGGUGCAGGGAUGGGAUGACAGAGCUUGUCCCAUCUCCUGCACCCUGAGGUUCCAACCAACAUAAAUGUGGAUUUGCUCACAAUGUCUCCUGCGUGGGGUCUGUGCUGGGCAGUAUGGGCCAGGUCUCAGGGCAGAGCCCCCUACUGCUCCCAAGGCACAAGGGGACCAAGAUACUUUUUCAGCCCAGGUCAGCCUGCCCCCUCAGAGCCCCUUGUUGGGGCUGACCGUGGCUGGGCCAAGUGUCUGCGCUCAUAGAGUCCCAAGCCUGCCUAGUGUCCAUGCCGGGAAGAACGCCUGACACAUGGCCACUAACCACGACCUUGGCAGGUGGCGGGCUUCCACCCACCUCCUAGGGCCUGGCACCCAGCCUGAGCCUGGUGUGGCAUGGCCAAGAGUCCCCUGGGCGGGACAGACAGCUAUGGAACCCCUGAGGGCCAGAGAUGCGCCACGCUGCACCCCUCUCAGCUGCUCUGCUUCCUGUCCAGCUCUUGCUGAAGGCCAGCCAGUGCCAGGAUCCCUGCACCCUCGUGGGAAACCCAGAAGAGUUCCUGGCCCAGACUUGGUCAUGUGGCCGUCAGGCAUGACCCAGUGGACAGAAGAGCAUUCUGUAACUGCCUUUCAAUAAACCUUUUUUAGAAAAA